Panicum virgatum (switchgrass) is the source of this 4344-nucleotide messenger RNA. RefSeq lists its product as uncharacterized. Lineage: Eukaryota; Viridiplantae; Streptophyta; Magnoliopsida; Poales; Poaceae. The coding region runs from base 998 to 4120 and encodes 1040 amino acids. The transcript has a single exon. The record is from RefSeq and is a predicted model, not a curated record.
UUUUUUCCUGCCGAGGGCGCUGUGGCCUUGGUCUCUGACCCGGUGGCUCGCGCGGUGACCCCCUACCAGGAGAUCGAAUCGCCAACUCUUCCUGCCCGCCCGGUGUUCGCCGGAAUGCCGGCCCGGGUCCCGGGGAAUCUCCUCGCCCCGUCCGUGCACACCAGGCCAGGUGCUCCACCCUGAUCAAGCAGCCGCGGUCCCAUGUUGCGCAGCAGAAAUGUCAAGGCGCCGCACGGCACGCCGCAGCAGGGCGUCCUGCGCUUGCCGUAGCCAACAAGUGUGACGACCAGCGAUAGAUGCCUGGCCGUCGCGCACCAGCCAGUCGGCCGGUCCGCCGAUGGUUUGUCGCGAUGCCGUGCUGCUGGUGUGUGCCGAUCCGAUCUCCUGGUGGCGCCUCCGCAUUGCCUAUCCCCGUAAUAAGAAGAUAAGUACUCACCACUACUAACUCGUGCCCAUAUUUUAUACGUUCUUUUCUGGAACUAAGGUAUCCAUGCUUUCACUGUUGUUUUUUUUCAGAUUUAUCUCAUGCCAAGCGAUAAUUGGACUGAGAUAUUUCGUAUAUAUUUAUUCAUCAGUCAUUGUAUUUGUAUGUUGUACUAGUAAGAAAAAUGUUCCUUGCUGAAUAAAAAAUAUCUGCAAAUUGAUCUGCAAAUGGUGCUAAAAAGUAACUGAAGCGCAGUUGUUUUUGACCUGUUUUAAUAUAUACGAUGGGAUUUAUCUAGUACAAGAAUUUAUUACUACUCUGACUCUAUUCGUUCCUCAGCCAGCGGAAGCAUACACAAUAAUUCAUUGCCACUAUUUUCUUUCCUUUUAUUGUCAGAUGCUCUUCUUUCGCCAUCCUUCACUUUGUGAGCCGUCCUACUUGUCCAGGAGUCAUAACAGACCUUGAAUAACCUUUCAGAUACCUUCUCGCAUCAAAAGAGCUAUUUUUUCCUCUACUGCAAGUGCAUGUAUAGAAAGGGCAGCUGGGACUUGCACUUAGUUGGGAGCCUGCCAUAUGGCAAUCGUGCAACACUCACCAGGACUAGGCAAUGGCGCCAACAAUGAGACAGGCAGCACCCAAAUUGGUUAUGAGCACCUGUGGAAACUGAGGAAGUAUUUGGUACUGCUGGGAACCUUAGCAGUUAGUGUGACAUACAAUUCUGGACUAACACCACCCGGGGGAUUUUGGUAUAAAAACAAGGAUGGCCAUAAAGCUGGUGACCCUGCCCUUCAAGCUGAGUUCUCCAAGCGGUACGAGGUAUUCUUUUACUGCAACGCAACAGCCUUUGCUGCAUCUCUUGUCUUAAUCAUCUUGCUUCUAAGCAAGAGUGUGACCAGGCAGGAGUUAUGGCUUCGUUUGAUGCAAUUUACAAUGCUGGUUGACCUAUUCAGUCUAAUGGGGGCCUAUGCUGCCGGAAGCUGCAGGGCACUUAAGUCAUCCAUCUACACAUGGGUUCUAGUCUUCGCUGUAUUCGUAUACCUUUGGAUUCAUAUCUUAGUAUCCACAAGGGUAGUUCCAGAAAAACUAAAAAAGGAAUUGAAGAAGGUGGCAAAUCAAAUUCUACCCAAAUACGUCUUCAAUGUUGGGCAAGCGAGCAGCCCUCAAGAGAAAGACACGGUGGAGGCUCGCAAGUUUAUUUUGAUGCUUGUAACUUUUGCUGCUACUGUUACAUACCAAGCGGGGCUGAGUCCACCUGGUGGCUUUUGGGCUGAAAAUGAUUAUGCCUCAGGAUCUUCUCCUCCUUACAAGAAUCGUCCAGCUACUUCUGUUCUUCGCAGUCACUACCUACGCCGUUAUAACAUAUUUGUCAGUUGCAACUCAACCUCCUUUGUGGCAUCUUUGGUCACAAUUAUACUCCUUCUGAGCCCAGAACUGAGCAGGCAUGGAAUAAGAUCCAAAGCAGUCUCUGUUUGUGUGGUGGCUGACAUAUUGUGCUUAAUUGGUGCCUAUGCUGCAGGAUGCUCUCGGGAUUUGGCAACAUCAUUAUAUGUCAUGUUUAUUAUUGUCAUAGUGUUGCUCUGCAUUGCAGUUUUAGCAAGGAUCUUUUCUUACAAACCUGUAGCAGAGCGGCUACAAAAGAUAAAUGAAGGCACUGCAUGGUAUGUUGGUAAAGUGGUUAGAGGACUCUCUUUUGCAAGUCAUCAUCAAGACUCAGUCCACACUUCUGUUGUACCACCAGAAGACAGUGCAAGCAAUCAGCAAGUACCAAAUACCACAGAAGGAGAGUCCAGUGGAGAGUGUCCGCCUGCCGACAAAGAUAAAGAAACUAGUACUAAGGAGCAUUUGCCUAGUUCUUGGCAUCCAUCAAAGUCAGAAAAUACCAAGGAUUUCAUGUCCAACCAGGAGAACCAAUCUACAGAUUGCCAGCUAGAUGUAAACACAAAGGAGGCUCUGCUCAGCACAGAGCAAUCUUCAACUGAUGACUUCAGAACUACUGAUAUUCCAGUGGAGGGCUCUUCUGACCACAAUAAAUCCAGGGACAAUCUCAAAGUAGAUAAUGAUGCAGAAGAUAUUGAGAAUGGCCAUGCUCACACCAGUGAAGAUGUAUCAGACCAAAAUUCUCAUCGCAAACAAAGUGAGAAGCACCUGAAGAAGACCCGUACCUGUCUGCUUCUUCUUGCCAUUCUUGCAGUAUCUUUGACAUAUCAAUCAGGUCUGAAUCCACCAGGCGGUUUCUGGUCAAGACGUGAAAAUAAUCAUUCAGCAGGCGAUCGUAUUCUUGAGGACAAUAAUCAUCCACGCUUCAUUGCAUUCUUCUAUCUCAAUGCAGUUGCAUUUGUGGCAUCUUUUGUCAUGAUCCUUGUAAUUCUGAGCCAGAGUUUGAGCGAGAGUUUUACAAAACGCCGUGAGUUGCAAAUUGCUAUGAUAGUGGAUCUGCUUUCCUUAACAGGGGCAUUUGUCAUGGGAAGCUGCAGGGAAGCAAAGAAAUCCAUUUACAUAUCAGUGCUAGUAUGUAUUGUGCUCACUUAUGUUGGCUUUCAUGUUCUACUAUCUAUUCAUGUAAUUCCUAUACAUUGCAAGAAUUGGGUGUCAGAAAAACUGAAGCACUUUUGGUCAGCAUUGUCUCAGCUAUGUGCCAAUGAGACAGGGAAUAUUGCUAGUGAGAACGAAUUGGAACAGGAGUUAGAAAGGAGGCAUAAUCUAUUAUUAAUGCUUGCUAUAGUGGCUGCAACAGUUACAUACCAAGCUGGUAUAAACCCUCCAGGAGGUGUAUGGUCUGAUGACAGCGAUGUCAGUGGCACACCAGGCAACCCAAUUCUUCAGGAUAACAAUCAAGGACGAUACGAUGUGUUCUACUACUCAAAUUCAGUAUCAUUUGUGUCCUCUGUAGUUAUCACAAUCUUACUUGUGAAUAAGGAAUCCUUUGAGCAUGGAGUCAAGUCCUAUGCUCUGCGACUGUGUUUGGUGCUGGGCUUGCUUGGCCUCCUGAUUGCUUAUGCUGCUGGAAGCUGCAGGAAUAAAAUACAAUCUAUUUUUGUUAUCAUCAUUGCUGUGGCUGUUCUAUUAUCACUUGUGAUUCAAGCCCUUCUACCUCCAAUGCAUGAUACACUAGGAAAACUAUUGGAUGCAUUUGUCGAAUUUCUUCAGAAGUGGGUUUUUCUUACCAAGAAGACUGAGCCAGAAGUUUCUUCCAACUCUUCAGAAACUUCAGAUUGUGAUGAGAAAAAUAAAAUGCACAAGUAUCUCAUGUUUAUUGCAAUUUUAGCUGCCUCAAUCACAUAUCAAGCUGGUCUGAAUCCACCUGAUGGCUUCUGGUCUGAUGACAAUGGCCAUGUUGCAGGCGAUCCUCUCCUUCAUGAUAUUAAUAACCGACGCUAUAUGACAUUCUUCUGCUUCAUUUCGUUCUCCUUCAUGGCCUCUAUUGUUGUGAUCAUGCUGCUGCUUAGUAAAUCUGUAAGGAAGAAAUCUAUUCCCAUCGAGGUACUGCUUUGCUUGGUUAUGAUACUAGACCUGCUGGCUCUCAUGAUAGCUUUUGCUGCUGGAAGCUGCCGGAAAUUCAGGACUUCAAUAUAUGUCUUUGUGCUAGUAGCUGGCGUGGUGAUUGCUCUGGUGUUUAUAAUAUUUUUGACCAGUGCCAUUGCAAAAUGUCUGAGAAAAUUGAAGAGAAGUGGGCUUUGUCUGCCCAGGGCAUCUUGAUCAAGUUUCAAGAAGAAAUACAUAGGUACAAAGGGAGCAAAUUCGAGGAAUCCUUUUGUAAUACAGUGCAAACAAUCAGUGUUUCAGUUCUCACCAUUAUUUCUGGACUCACAUUAUUAUGAAAGCUGGUAAUGUCCGGAUUAAGCACUGGCUUCAUGUGUGCUAAGCAUUCAUGUAAUCUGCUAUACUGAUGAAACCAUGUGCUAAGUAUGUUUCUGCAUUCA